Molecule: messenger RNA, 2056 nt
Organism: Ectocarpus sp. CCAP 1310/34
Lineage: Eukaryota; Phaeophyceae; Ectocarpales; Ectocarpaceae
Source: the annotation of a GenBank genome assembly
AUCGAUUCGUUUUUUUUUCACCGAUUCGUAAUUUUCAACACGGAACCGGUUCCGGGUUUUCCAUUGGUUCUAAUCGGCAGAGGCGCGCCUUUUUUUCAAAAUCCCGGAAAGCGUCGAUGCCGACGUACACACACCGGUCACGACCAGGCGAGAGGCCCGAGGCAUACCACAGCAGACGCGAUAAACCCACACCAUGAACAACAACGCCGUAGCAGCGGCAGGCCGGCCAUCUAGAGCGAAAUCGUUGCCUCUGAGACUGCAGGAUGCUGGUGAAAGUGGUGCUGCUGCUGGGCAUGGGGUCGCCCAGACCGCGCCUGCUGGCGCGGCACAGCGGGCACCGAGCGGCAUGGCCCGCCAGGCCGUUCACAGCAGGGUUACCCCCCUUACUGGUACACAACAGGGUAUUCCACCUGGCGCGGUGAUGAUGCCGGGCUUCUCGGACGACGCUGAUCGGCAAGCUCGUCAGGCGGCCUUAGUAAAGGUUCUCAACGACAAGCGAUUUGGCGACGCCCCACAAAAAAAAUGGACCGAGUCGGAGAGCGGCGGCGACGACGACGAGGGGGGGGGCAGCCCGACGUCAAGUGGCGGCAGCAAUGUUUCGUUAGAGGACAGUUCAGCUCCGUCGGACAUUGGCUCACAGUCGGGAGAUGUCGUGUUCGAAAAGGAAAUUCGGGAAGCAAUGACCGGGGGAGGGGGAGCGGGCACGAGGACCACAAACCACGGCAAGCGAAAGGCGAGCGCCGGCGGCAGCGUCGUAGGGAAGAACAAAGCAGCAGCAUCCCAUCACGCGAGUGCCAAAAAAGACCGGGGCAAGGACUACCCACACUGGGCCACACACUUUCUGAAGCGGACAUGCGGGCACCGCAAGAUCCCGAGGAUGUCGCAGAAGAGCAAGGGUGUCCUGGUGGCGGCCCUGCGAUCUCUCGACGCCAACAUGAAACGGCCAUCUCCGUACUUCGACGACCUCGAUGCUAUCGCAGCCGGCAAAUCUGGACGCGGCAGCGAGCAGGAGGAGGGGGAGGAGGGAGUCAUCCCGGCGAAAGCGCUGCUUAUGUUUCGAGGCGUUAUCAACAUGGUCGCCCUAGCACGUGACAGAACUGAACCGUUUACAGUCGAGGGUAUGGACUACAGUGUGACGGACCUUUACGACGCCAUGGAGAAGGAAAACACACCGGAACUGGAGGAUUCUGCCGGCGGGAGUUCGUCGACGGGUGGUGCAGCCGGACCGGACGGGGGUGGUUCCGCCGGAGGAAGUGGCAGCAUCACGGAGCGCAAGGGCCCACACUGCAUGAUGCGGCUCGUUGGGAUCCUGUGCGAAGACUCCAUCCGCCCACUUGUCAUCAACAGCCGCUUGCAGGCGACCCGGCAGGAGCUGGACACCUCAGCAGUUGGGCCGCGGAAACACUUGUGGACAGAGGUCACCGACCGCUUCCGAGACCCUCGCCACCAUGUGAGAAAAAUCGUGGACGACGAACAAGUGAGUCACGUCAACCCGAACAUCAUCCAGCAACCGAACAUCUCGGCGGAAAAGAUUACCAAGAUGUGGUCUGCGGCAAAGGCGAAAUGGAACACGCCUAAUGCCAACUGGAAGAGUGAAUCCGGCAACAACCAGCCAUGGCUUUCAUUCGCCCAAGGGGACACGGACACGUACAUUCUCGGUUGCGCAAUCGAGAAAUACCCCGAGCUUGACCAAGUGUGCAACAAUCCCCUCCCGGUGGACGCUCAGCGAGAGGACGACGGGACCGGAGAGGGCGAUGGCUGUACAGGCGGUGCCGAGCGCCGGGCGUCCGCCAAGCGGGAGGGCGCGAGGCUCGACGAGCAGAACAGGCGGGGGACGAAGCAGAAAAAGAAGGGGGGGGGGCAGAGCGUGGCAGAGGCUACGUCCGUUGCCAUGAAAACCGCACUCUUAGAUAUUGAGCCGCUCCUGUCGCGUGGCGGAUCGGAGAAAUCUGAGUGGCGACUGAAACAAGAGGAAGAGGAAAGCAAGUCUGCUGCCCUCGAUACCAACGCUGUUGAAUACGCUCUGCAGAAAGCAAUGUGCGCCGACCACCAGUAA